Pangasianodon hypophthalmus (striped catfish) is the source of this 629-nucleotide messenger RNA. It is a transcript of the gene c2h17orf67, whose product is annotated as chromosome 2 C17orf67 homolog. The record is from RefSeq and is a predicted model, not a curated record. Bases 87 to 344 code for a protein of 85 amino acids. The transcript is spliced from 4 exons. NCBI's taxonomy places the organism in Eukaryota, Metazoa, Chordata, Actinopteri, Siluriformes, Pangasiidae.
CUGGUUUCCUCCCCUAAAAAAAAGAAAGAAGGAAAGAAAGAAAGAAAUCCAUCAGUUUGUGAGCAGAGCUGAAACAGGAGCUGACCAUGAAGACGCUCGCUUUUCUCCUCUGCCUGGUCUUACUGACCUUCUGCACAGAAGCGAAUCCUGUGGUGAAGGAAAGCUUCGCAAAGCAACUUCUCCGCAGUAAGAGACAGAAGCCGGGUUAUCCUGACGAGCCGAUGAGGGAACACAUGUUGUAUUUGCAGCAGUUGGAGCUGAGAGCUCGUGAGACAAAUCUUGAAAACUGGAUGAAUCCUCAUUGCGCUCCUCGCUGUAACCGUAACUAUGGUUACCCCAUCUAACCGUCCGACAUCUCCAUCAGGAUGAAGAUGAAGAUGAUGAUGAAGAUGAUGAUGAAGAUGAUGACGCCGAGCUUUGACAGUGAAGGCAGUAAACAGGAAAUAAGUGCAGAUGUUUAGCUUAAAUCUCCUCUCUCAUCUGAUGCAGUAUUCACUCCAGCAGCACAUGAUCUCAACACCAGGCUUUUUUGUUUUUUAUUCCUGUGUAGAUGCAUGUAUUUAGAGAUUAAUGCAAAAAUAAAACGUUUUUUCGGCUUAUCCUGUAAUAAACAUCAGCUUUGCAGUUUU